AUUUAUCCCUAAAACUCUUCAAGUUACUCUCCCUUCUUUGUUUUUCUAGCGACUUUCAGUCUCUCUCAUAUGGCUUUUUCGAAGCAAUAUUCUUAUUCUUAUUGUCUAUUAUUGGUGGUGGUGUUGAUGGGGAGAAUGACUCUAGGGCAAGACGAGGAUCCGAUCGUCGGAACAGACGGAGGGAGGAGGAGAUCGGAAAUGGUGCCUGCCAUGUUCAUUUUUGGAGACUCCCUUAUUGACAAUGGCAAUAACAAUAAUCUUCCUUCUUUCGCCAAGGCUAAUUACUACCCUUAUGGAAUAGAUUUUAAUGGUGGUCCGACUGGUCGUUUUUCUAAUGGCUACACCAUGGUUGAUGCCAUUGCUGUGGAGCUAGGGCUUCCCUUGAUCCCUGCAUACUCUGAAGCUUCUGGGGAUCAAGUUCUUCAUGGAAUCAACUAUGCUUCUGCCGCCGCCGGCAUCCUUGACAUCACCGGAAGAAACUUCGUGGGUCGUAUACCGUUUAGUCAACAAAUAAGGAACUUCCAAAAUACUCUGGAUCAAAUUACUGGUAAUCUUGGGGCAACUGAUUUGUCCAAGGCUAUCGCAAGAUCUAUAUUCUUUGUAGGGAUGGGGAGCAAUGACUACUUGAACAACUAUCUCAUGCCAAAUUACAAUACCAAGAAUGAAUAUAAUGCUCAACAAUAUGCUGAUCUUUUGGUUGAACAAUACACCCGGCAACUCACUAGCCUGUACAAUCUGGGUGCUCGGAAAUUUGUACUGGCUGGAUUAGGAAGAAUGGGCUGCAUACCAAGCAUCUUGGCUCAAAACCAGCUUGGUACCUGCUCAGAAGAAGUUAACCAGCUUGUUUUACCUUUCAAUACAAAUGUGAAGACGAUGAUCAACAAUCUUAAUGCCAAUCUUCCCGGUUCAAAAUUCAUUUACAUCGAUAUCGCUAGAAUGUUUGAAGAUCUGUUAGUCAACUACAGAUCCUAUGGGUUUAGUGUUAUAGAUCGAGGAUGUUGUGGGAUCGGGCGAAACAGAGGACAAAUUACGUGUCUUCCAUUCCAAACACCAUGUCCAAACAGAGAUCAGUAUGUGUUUUGGGAUGCAUUUCAUCCAACAGAAGCUGUCAACAUUUUAUUUGGAAAGAAGGCCUUCUCGGGCGACUUAAGCAACGUUUAUCCCAUGAACAUACAGCAACUUGCCAAUCUUGACAUUGGACCCAAUUAAUAAGAAAUAAGAAUGAGAGCCAUGCCCAUGCAUGUGGUUGUUUCAGUUUUUAGGGCUUGUUGUAAUCAGAGGAAAGUUGGGAUUGUGGUUUUUUCUUUCAUAAUGCAGCAACUUUAAUUUGGUUAUCCUUUGAUGGAUUUGUUUCCUUUGUCUUUUAGUAAAAUCAUAUUGAUCUGUAUGAUUCUCCAUUGAA
Mangifera indica (mango) is the source of this 1402-nucleotide messenger RNA. RefSeq names its product GDSL esterase/lipase At1g71691-like. The transcript has 5 exons. NCBI's taxonomy places the organism in Eukaryota, Viridiplantae, Streptophyta, Magnoliopsida, Sapindales, Anacardiaceae. Gene Ontology annotation, molecular function: hydrolase activity, acting on ester bonds. Bases 70 to 1209 code for a protein of 379 amino acids. The record is from RefSeq and is a predicted model, not a curated record.